Eruca vesicaria subsp. sativa (arugula) is the source of this 309-nucleotide messenger RNA. The record is from the annotation of a GenBank genome assembly. NCBI's taxonomy places the organism in Eukaryota, Viridiplantae, Streptophyta, Magnoliopsida, Brassicales, Brassicaceae.
AUGUCGGUGGGCUUUCCCCUGCGGCAAAUAAACAGUCAGUGGCUACAUUAUUUAUUUACUCACGUUAUGGCUGCCGUUGGUGGACACAUUGCUGGUCAAGGUGAUGCUGUUGUUAAUAUUAAUAUGUUACAGUUGGGCCCAGUGGCAACAAUAGUUGUCUGUCUGACUCAAGUUGUGACGGAGGAUGAUCUCAGAGACUACAUGGAGUAUGAAGACAUCAUGGAAGACAUUUCACAUGAUUCGCUACUACAUAACCUUCUUGAGCUUGAAGCUCCCAUCAAGAUCUACGGUGAUAUUCAUGGACAGUAA